This is a messenger RNA of Eruca vesicaria subsp. sativa (arugula), 1181 nucleotides long. The record is from the annotation of a GenBank genome assembly. NCBI's taxonomy places the organism in Eukaryota, Viridiplantae, Streptophyta, Magnoliopsida, Brassicales, Brassicaceae.
GUCAGAUUUACCGAUUUGCCCGCGAAAAUGAGUUGGACAUCAAAACUAAAUGAUUCUCAUAUGUAAGAUGUAACUUGACAAUGCUCAUUCUUAAAGACUCAAUUACAUGGGCUAAUUCUGAGGCCCAAUGGGCCAACACUGAUUUUGGGAGGUUGACUUAGGUCUGAGAAUCCUUUUAGGUUCAUUUCUUCUCUCUCAGUUGCUUUGCAGCAAAUCUCUUGAGUUAGCUUUCGAUCUUCUUCUUCCUCAAUCUCAUCUUCUCGAUUCGAUCAAAAAGGAGAGCAAAUAUCUGAGAUGGCAUCGAGCGCGGCGGUUCCGUUCUGGAGAGCGGCGGGGAUGACGUACAUAACGUACUCAAACAUCUGCGCGAAUCUGGUGAGGAAAUGUCUGAAGGAACCUUUCAAGGCUGAAUCAAUCAAUCGCGAGAAGGUUCACUUCUCCCUCUCCAAGUGGGCCGAUGGAAAGCCCCAGAAACCAGUUUUGCGUUCAGAUGCACCUGAAGUUUGAGACUACUUUUAUUUCAAGAUAUGGUUUCCGUGUUUGAUGAUGUUUAUUCUCGGUAUGGAUGGUAAUGAGGAUGCAAGAGCGCGCGUCUUUCCGCUCAUGUUUUGUUUCUUUUGUUUGUCUGUAAUGAAAGAAUGAUCGAUACUUACCCAAUCAAAUAAUGAUAAACAUGGGGCUUCUGUUUCUUGUUUUGUGAAAGUCUAUCUUCUUAUCCGCUUUCUCUAUACACCAAAUGGUUCAUUUGGUUAAAAUUUGAGUUUCUCAAAAUCUGAUAAGUAAACAAAAAGCCAUUUUGAGUUCUGCAAGCGCUCCUGAUAAGUUAACGAAGCCCGUUUCUAAGCAUGAUACCUGAGUGUUUUGAAAGAACACACAAUUGUAAACAAAAAAAAAGAAUUGUGUCUUGUUAUAGGUCCACAAUCAACUAGCCUAAAAGCCGCAGGACAUUGUACAUCAGUACGAGAAGAGAUAGGUUCUUUGGACCAAAUGAUAAGUAGCCUCCAUGCUAGCUCUUAGAAACACCUGCGUCAUCAUGUUCUGUUCCUGGACAUACCUCACCUUGGUAAUGUGAAAUAUUAUUCCAACCUGAUUGUCCCUGCUAAGGCCAAGCCAAACCUGGGGAUGGACAUUAUAUAUAUAUAUAUAUAUAUAUAUACGGCUCAACUAUAGACCUACAAUGU